Macaca mulatta (Rhesus monkey) is the source of this 2905-nucleotide messenger RNA. RefSeq names its product dematin actin binding protein (gene DMTN). Gene Ontology annotation, molecular function: actin filament binding. Lineage: Eukaryota; Metazoa; Chordata; Mammalia; Primates; Cercopithecidae. Gene Ontology annotation, biological process: lamellipodium assembly; cytoskeleton organization; actin filament bundle assembly. Gene Ontology annotation, cellular component: actin cytoskeleton; plasma membrane. The record is from RefSeq and is a predicted model, not a curated record.
AGACGUGGACAGAGAAGCCUAUCGAGAGGGCCUGGGGGAGGGAGGAGGCAGCAGGGCCGGAGUCCGCCCAAGACAUCUGGCACCAGUGACCUUGUGGGGAAAGGAGCCAAGAAUGGGGCGUCAGGGGGCCUGGGACCCCCCUGCCUGAGAGACACAGGAACCCUGGCCCCGUGUUGUGGACACAAGCGCCCAUCCUCAAGGUCUUGAGAACUCCUGAACUUCCAAAGUGCCAGCACUGAGGACACACCCUCAGGCCCCCUCCCUCCAUCUCUGAGGAAGAGGCAGCGGGAGCCACAGCUUCCUCCUCCCCCCUCCCUGCCGCCGCAGCUGAGCCGGGCCUGAGCUGCCGGCAGGUUGUCUUGGCAACGGGAGGCGGAGAGGAGAUGCGCGGAGGGAUGGAGGUGUAUGUCACCGAGGAGGCUGCUGCGCUCCUGCCCCACGCCCUGGGCCCUUGAAGCCUGGAGAGUCACCGCCGAGGGAUGAGGACGCGCCAGCCCGGGGGGACGCGCCGGCUGCUUUCGCGGCCCCAAGCGCGCAGCGCCCAGCAGCCGCGCGGAGCCUGACACGCUGUCCUCUCCCCUCGCGCACAGGGCUCUGCGAGUGACCUGGCCGGCGAGCUCCGUGCUGCAUGGAACGGCUGCAGAAGCAACCACUUACCUCCCCCGGGAGCGUGAGCCCCUCCCGAGAUUCCAGUGUGCCUGGCUCUCCCUCCAGCAUUGUGGCCAAGAUGGACAAUCAGGUGCUGGGCUACAAGGACCUGGCUGCCAUCCCCAAGGACAAGGCCAUCCUGGACAUCGAGCGGCCCGACCUCAUGAUCUAUGAGCCCCACUUCACUUAUUCCCUCCUGGAACAUGUGGAGCUGCCCCGCAGCCGGGAGCGCUCGCUGUCACCCAAAUCCACAUCCCCCCCACCAUCCCCGGAGGUGUGGGCGGACAGCCGGUCGCCUGGAAUCAUCUCUCAGGCUUCAGCCCCCAGAACCACUGGAACUCCCCGGACCAGCCUGCCCCAUUUCCACCACCCUGAGACCUCCCGCCCAGAUUCCAACAUCUACAAGAAGCCACCCAUCUAUAAGCAGAGAGAGUCUGUGGGAGGCAGCCCUCAGACCAAGCACCUCAUCGAGGAUCUCAUCAUCGAGUCAUCCAAGUUCCCUGCAGCCCAGCCCCCGGACCCCAACCAGCCAGCCAAAAUUGAAACUGACUACUGGCCGUGCCCCCCGUCUCUGGCUGUCGUGGAGACAGAAUGGAGGAAGCGGAAGGCGUCUCGGAGGAGAGCAGAGGAAGAGGAGGAGGAGGAAGAUGACGACUCUGGAGAGGAAAUGAAGGCUCUCAGGGAGCGUCAGAGAGAGGAACUCAGUAAGGUUACUUCCAACUUGGGAAAGAUGAUCUUGAAAGAAGAGAUGGAAAAGUCAUUGCCAAUCCGAAGGAAAACCCGCUCCCUGCCUGACCGGACACCCUUCCAUACCUCCUUGCACCAGGGAACGUCUAAAUCUUCCUCUCUCCCCGCCUACGGCAGGACCACCCUGAGCCGGUUACAGUCCACAGAGUUCAGCCCAUCGGGGAGUGAGACUGGAAGCCCAGGCCUGCAGAACGGAGAGGGCCAGAGGGGGAGGAUGGACCGGGGGAACUCCCUGCCCUGUGUGCUGGAGCAGAAGAUCUAUCCCUACGAAAUGCUAGUGGUGACCAACAAGGGGCGAACCAAGCUGCCACCAGGGGUGGAUCGGAUGCGGCUUGAGAGGCAUCUGUCUGCCGAGGACUUCUCAAGGGUAUUUGCCAUGUCCCCCGAAGAGUUUGGCAAGCUGGCUCUGUGGAAGCGGAAUGAGCUCAAGAAGAAGGCCUCUCUGUUCUGAUGGCCCCCACCUGCUCCGGGACGGCCCCCUUGCCCCUGCUGCUUCAGGGCUCUUCCCCGGCGGGUUGGGAGGGGCAGGAGGUGGCGUGGAAGUAGGGUGGGCUCCUUUCCUCAGGUAGAGGGGGGGCCAAGACCUCUGCAAUCCCGGGCAGUGAGCUACGGACUUUCUUCCCCCUCACAAGCCUGGGGCCCUCCUGCUCUCGUCCCUGACCCUCCCUGCACAGGGCAAAGCCAGUCGGGGUUCCGGCACACAGAGUUCAUGUUUGCACCAUCUCCCCGCCCCUCACCCCAGAGGGUGAGGAGGAAUGAGGGGCAUUGGUGGUUAGGCCUGUUGGCUGUCUUGAACAGCUGGAGGGAAGAUGCAGGGGUGGGAAGCGGCCAGGCAGAAAGAGCUCCAGGCUCUCGUGUCGCCCACCCAUCCCUCCCACACUCACUCCUGACAGCUUUCCCGCACUGCAGCCUCCUGCUCCUCUGAUUCUAGUGGGAACAGGCCCCAGCUCAGCCUCCGGCAGGGAGGUCGCCUCCCAAUUUCAGCUUGCCCUGACCUCUGCUCGCAACCCCCGAGCUUCAAAGCCUCUUGCUCCAGCCCUGCGGCUUCCCCAGAAGCCUGGGCUGAGGGUGGAGAUGCCGCCUACACAUGACCCUGGCCCUCCACCUGCCUCCGGGCCACGAAAUGGGAAUUCCAGCACCAAGCCAGGCACCGGGCAGAAGCUGGGCCUUCCGCCUCCCUUGGAUGGGGUCAAGAGGCCAGGCCUGGCACAUUUUGGAGUGUCCUGGCUACCAGCUCUCACCCACACCCACGCACCCCCCACACACUAUGCUCUCUCAAGAAUGUAAUUUAUUGGGGCCCCCCCAGCUGCUUUCCUCACCUGCCCCUGCCCUACCUUACACCCCCAGCUUGACUUCUUUCCAGUCCACGUGUGUAUAUAAUGAUAUCUAUAUUUUUGCCCAGGUCUGGGUAUUGCUUCUGCCCAGACCCUGACAUCCCUUUCCACUGUGUGUGUGACCAUGCUGGGGGAGGGGACUCUGCUUGGAAUUAAAAGGUCGCAUUGGGUCCCUA